GUCAAACAGCUGUUUCGCCCGCUUUUCGCCGCUAGCAAGCUUAGGAAGUUAUCUGGCGAACAAAGCCACCCACAAAGUAGCACAUUAGAAAUAUCCGAGGCCUAUCAGCUGUUGCGUAAUUUAAGCGACACGUUUUUAAGUCCCAAAAUUGAGGUGUAAUCACAGAUUGCCACAAAUUUUACUUUCGAGCCGGAGAGCAGCACAAGGAAUCGACUCACAGUCGUCAUGGCCAAGUACAUCGCCCAGAUCAUCGUGCUGGGCGCCCAGGCGGUAGGAAGGGCCUUCACCAAGGCGCUGCGGCAGGAGAUCGCCGCCUCCCAGGAAGCGGCACGUCGGGCGGGCGGCGGACAGCAGGGCGACAAGAGCGCAGAGUCGAACCUUCGCACUGGUAUGACGCUGGAGGAGGCCAAGCAGAUUCUAAACGUGGACGACCCCAAGAACGUGGACGCCAUUAUUAAGAAUUACGAACACCUGUUCCAGGUUAACGAGCGCUCCAACGGUGGCUCUUUCUACAUCCAAUCGAAGGUCUUCCGAGCCAAAGAGCGACUUGACCAUGAGAUUAAGGCCCAGCAAUCGCGACAGCCGAAGCAGGAGACGGCGGAAGCGACGGAGGAGGAGCCGCAAAGUAGGGCGAGGCAGCGGCGCUGAGUACCCAUAUUGCCUCCCAUCGAACUAAUUAGCUGAUAAUUGAUUUAAAAACUACUUGUUAAGUACAAAAACCGAAAGUCUGUUGAUGUAAAUAGAGUUUUACGAACAUGA
Messenger RNA from Drosophila rhopaloa, 759 nucleotides. It is a transcript of the gene blp, whose product is annotated as mitochondrial import inner membrane translocase subunit Tim16. Lineage: Eukaryota; Metazoa; Arthropoda; Insecta; Diptera; Drosophilidae. Gene Ontology annotation, cellular component: TIM23 mitochondrial import inner membrane translocase complex. Gene Ontology annotation, biological process: protein import into mitochondrial matrix. Bases 226 to 648 code for a protein of 140 amino acids. The transcript is spliced from 3 exons. The record is from RefSeq and is a predicted model, not a curated record.